This is a messenger RNA of Gossypium raimondii (Peruvian cotton), 1845 nucleotides long. RefSeq names its product ethanolamine-phosphate cytidylyltransferase. Gene Ontology annotation, cellular component: cytoplasm. Gene Ontology annotation, biological process: phosphatidylethanolamine biosynthetic process. The coding region runs from base 203 to 1477 and encodes 424 amino acids. Gene Ontology annotation, molecular function: ethanolamine-phosphate cytidylyltransferase activity. The transcript has 10 exons. The record is from RefSeq and is a predicted model, not a curated record. Lineage: Eukaryota; Viridiplantae; Streptophyta; Magnoliopsida; Malvales; Malvaceae.
UUGUUUAAUUUAAUUAGACGAAAUGCAAUACAUACUGGGCCAGCUGCCACUCACAAAUCCCGUGUGAGAGAAACGAGAGAAGGAAAAACCAAAAAAAAAAGAAAAAGAAAAAAAGAAAAGGAGGAGACACGAACCCAGAAUUAAAGAAAAACUACAGCAAAGAAAGGUUCUGUGUCUCCUGUUAUUGCGGUUCGAAGAGAGGAUGGCAAUGGAAUACGAGAGUAACAAUUGGAUUUGGGACGGGGUGUAUUACUGCCCACGUCUCUUUGGUGGCCUAAUGCUAACGGCUGCCUUGCUUGGUUUGUCUACCACUUAUUUCGGUGGAAUUGGACUGUUCCCAUUGUCAUAUGUUUGGUCAGAUUCAGGGAUCUUCCACAAGAAGAAGUGUGAGAAGAAACGCAUUCGAGUUUACAUGGAUGGGUGCUUUGAUCUCAUGCAUUAUGGCCAUGCCAAUGCGUUGAGGCAAGCUAAGGCUUUGGGAGAUGAAUUGGUGGUUGGGGUUGUAAGUGAUGAGGAGAUUAUUGCCAAUAAAGGUCCUCCUGUUCUGCCUAUGGAAGAGAGGCUGGCACUUGUUAGUGGAUUAAAGUGGGUGGAUCAAGUAAUAGCAAAUGCCCCCUAUGCAAUUACUGAGCAAUUCAUGAACAGUCUGUUCAAUGAGCAUAAGAUUGACUAUAUAAUACAUGGUGAUGAUCCUUGCCUUCUCCCUGAUGGAUCUGAUGCUUAUGCCUUGGCAAAGAAAGCCGGCCGCUACAAGCAGAUUAAACGCACUGAAGGUGUCUCCAGCACGGAUAUUGUUGGAAGAAUACUUUGUUCUGUAAAGGAUACUGAAGGGGGUGGAGAUCAUACUAGCACACUUUUGAAUGGAGAUUCAGGUGAAAGAUGUCAUUCACAAAGGGCUCAGAUUUCCCAAUUUCUACCAACAUCUCAGCGGAUUGUGCAAUUUUCAAAUGGCAAGGGACCUGGACCAAAUGCUCGCGUUGUAUACAUUGAUGGGGCUUUCGAUCUCUUUCAUGCAGGGCAUGUGGAGAUCCUUAAGAAGGCUAGGCAGCUUGGAGACUUUUUGCUUGUUGGUAUCCAUACUGACCAUAUUGUGAGAGAGCACAGGGGGAUGCCUUACCCAGUUAUGCAUGUUCAUGAGCGCAGUCUUAGUGUGUUAGCUUGCCGUUAUGUUGAUGAAGUUAUCAUUGGUGCUCCUUGGGAAGUUACUAAGGACAUGAUUACGACCUUCAACAUUUCUAUUGUUGUGCAUGGAACUGUUGCAGAGAGUAAUUCUUUGUUGCCUGGUGAAACUGAUCCAUAUGCAUUUCCGAAGAGCAUGGGAAUUUUUCGGUUGCUUGAAAGCCCAAAAAGUUUAACCACUAGUUCUGUAUCCCAAAGGAUAGUUGCCAAUCAUGAGGCUUAUGUGAAACGCAAUGUGAAGAAGGCACAGAGUGAAAUGAAAUACUAUGAAGAGAAGACUUAUGUCGCAGGGGAGUAGCUGAUUUAGGUUUCUAAUGUUAGCAAGUUUGGUACAGCUCUUCAUGCUGCCUUAACAAUUCAUAUUGAUGUAGAUGAUUAUAUCAGCCUGUGGAAGACACAGACAGUAUUAUUGGAAGAUAGAAAGAGUGCAAGGCAUGGCAUCAAUACCAGAAACUUCCAAGCCAACGCUUAAUUUAUAUAAUUUUUGUUAUUCCAAUUUUUUUUACCCCAGUUUUCUGAGAUUUAGAAGAACCCUUUAAUAAUUUGUUUACUACGGAUGCUUGUAAACAAUGUAAUCACUGAUUACUUUACCCCUCCCUUGGGUGGGGCGCAUGAUUUUUGUGUGCUUUUAAUUCAAAAGCAAAGGUACUCUGUAUAUUUGCCUAA